Molecule: messenger RNA, 4477 nt
Organism: Belonocnema kinseyi
Lineage: Eukaryota; Metazoa; Arthropoda; Insecta; Hymenoptera; Cynipidae
Gene: Lrch
Product: leucine-rich repeat and calponin homology domain-containing protein-like
Exons: 13
Coding region: 239-2539 (766 amino acids)
Molecular function (GO): protein binding
Source: RefSeq, a predicted model, not a curated record
GUGCGUGCAAGUACUUUGGCGCUUGCACUUGUAGGUGCUUCGUGGUGUUAUUACCUAGCAUCUCAUGUGCCGUUUGUCAGGCGGUGUCGUGGAAGAAGCUUAUCGAAAAAGCAUGGUGUAAAGCGGAGCGUGUAGUGCGCUGGCGCCUAUUUCGCGACAUGAGGGUUCUUUACCCGUGAAGAUUUUCAAGGAAAGAUUUUCACGGUCUCGCGUGUGCUCGUUGCCCGAAAAAUGUAACAUGGCGAUAACAUCCGCAUCAAAUAUGAGCGGCCACAUCCAAAAACAGCUAACCAGGAGCCUGGAGAGAAUCCUGGAGGAGGCUCAACAGAGCGGUGAACUCAAGUUGAGUGGUCGCAAACUGAAGGACUUUCCGAAAGUUGGCAAAACCAGCUCCUCCAAGUACGACCUUCAGGAUACCGUCACAGCAGACCUUUCCAAAAAUCGCUUCUGUGAAUUACCGGAGGAAGUCACGGAGUUUCCUUUUCUGGAGAAACUACACCUCUAUCACAAUGCCAUAAGAGUAAUACCUGACACUGUUGUGAUGCUCCAGUCACUAAACUACCUCGACCUCAGCCGUAAUCAACUAACGGCACUACCACGAGAAAUUUGUAGACUACCACUUCAGAUAUUAUUAGUAGCCUACAACAGAUUGACUUCCUUGCCAGAUGAAUUAGGCAGAAUGCAAGGCUUGGCUGAAUUGGAUGCUGGAUGUAAUGAGAUUACGACCCUGCCUCCUCGAAUAGGUGACCUUCCUCGCCUAAGGUCUCUCGACCUUAGGAGUAAUCUUUUGGUGCACCUACCCAUAGAACUUACGUACCUGAAGCUUGUGAAGCUAGACAUUAGUUGUAACCGGAUAUCCGUGCUUCCGAACGAGCUGAGGAAGAUGAAGAGUCUCUUCGACCUGAAGUUGUCAGACAAUCCCUUAACUUCGCCACCUGCCUCGUUGUGCAUUCGCGGGCGAACACACAUCUUCAAAUACCUUGAGAGACAGGCGGCGAAACACGAGAGGGCCAGAGGAGGAAGACUAAGAAGAGGACCUCUAGAUUCUCGAGGACAUACAACACUGGACACAAGGUCACACAGGCGUCACAACGUCGACAGUGGUUACAGCACAAGCGAUGGAGUCGAUAAGCGCUGGUCGCAAGAAAUUCAUAGUGCGGAAUUUCGUUCCUUUAACCAUUCGUUCCGGACAAAUCGUCUGCAGGUUGAUGGUGGCGAGGGUCGAGGUGGCACCUGGCGACAAGAAUGCUCUCCGCUUUCCAUCACUCUUCCACACGAGGCUGCCGCCAAUGGAGUCUGCAGUGGAAAUUCCACGCCUAGUACGAUUUCGCCUGGAGAAAAUACAUCUUUGGAAGAUGAACUUGGCAAGGCGAUGAUUCUUCACGACGAAUUGGAGAAAAGGAGACUGGAAAGAAGUACCUCUGAAAAUGGAGCCGAUGCGAGGAGACCAAUGAUUCCAAAUCCCAAUCAAAACUCCAUCACACCUCCUGCCCACUUGGAGAGCACUAUGUUGAAUCAAUCACAGUCAGUUGCAACGAUGCAGUCUGUGCAGCCUCUUCAGGCCACAAAUCACUCAAUGUCGCACGUAAAUGGAGAUGAGAAAAAACCCUUGAAUCAUACACAAACCUACAGGGAAUACAAAGAGGCUUUGAGACAGCAGAGGGUAAAUGAGGGACCUAGUGUUUAUAGGCCUCGAGAGCAAGUAACUCCACCUGGAAACGAUACUAACAACGAAACUGACUCGAACGGCGAGGGUGCGCUAACUGGUAAACAAAUAUUCAACGAAGAAAACGCGAACAAGCGGCCGGUGCAGAAGGUUACGCCAUCUCGGAUUAGUUUUCCGAAUGCACCGGUUAUCAAUGGCAGCAACAACGAAUAUAAUAAUAAAAACGGAAAGUUUGCAGAGCAGUCGUAUAAGAAACCAUCGUCGCCAAUUAAAACUUCAUCUAGUAUACUUUCUAGUAAUUACAGUCCAGGACAUGUGCCAAGGCUAGUAAAGACAACGGUAGGAUUUGUCGAAGGUAACAACGGGGCGAAUGCAAAUGGUGGAAGUCCGAAAUCUGCAAGGUCCGUUACGUGGAAUAGCAACAUGCCUGAAAAAUAUUCUUUCACGAUGAGAAGGGAAUUUGAGCGUGCCAAGGAAGAAGCAGAUCUGAUAGAGCAACUUAGAAAUCAUAUCGAAACGAGGCUAAAAAUGGCAUUGCCCGAAGACCUCGCACCUGCCCUGACUGAUGGAGUUGUUCUUUGCCAUUUGGCAAAUCAUGUUCGGCCUCGAUCAGUCGCCAGUAUUCACGUUCCUUCCCCUGCAGUACCAAAGCUCACUAUGGCGAGAUGCAGGAGGAAUGUCGACAAUUUCUUGGAAGCGUGUAGAAAGAUUGGAGUUGAUGAGAAUUUAGUUUGUUGUGCGAGUGACGUUUUGGAAGGAGGUCGGGGUGUUGUACGAGUUGCAGUGACAGUUUCCGAGUUGCUGAGAUUUCAUCAGACACGUUCUCCUCUUCACACUUCGGCUUCAGUAAACUUGAGCAAUGUACCCGCUUAGUAAGAAACAAUUUAAGGAAUUCUUGAAAUUACACUGUCCUACCUUGGAGCUUUCCUUAUAUCAGACACAAACUAUCGACGUGUUUUUAGGAAAGUUCAAGAUGGUUUAAGAGUGCCACCGCAAUAGCUACGAAAAUUAAUAUUUUAAAAUAGUCAUGAGAAUAGCAAAACUGUUUUUAAAAUCAUGGCUCAAAAAGCACACGCUCCUAUUUUUUACAAUUCGAACGCGAGUUCAAAAAACGAAAUGCGAACAAAAUUUAACCAGCCAUGACAUAACAGUAGUGCAUAUUGGUAUAACUAUAGCUAGGAUUUGGAAAAUAUUGCAAUUUCUUAGUGAUAAUUCUUAAAAGAAAGCAAAAGAAAUAGUAGGAGUUUUUCAAUUUUAAUCCAUUCUAAAAUGGAUGAAAAUGACUGAAUGAUGUUUGUCAGAAAAAAAAGGAAAAGGAUUGCGUCCUUAUUAUGAUUAUAAUAUAUUCGAAUUCUGUGUUUCUAUACUGAAAAUUCAGUCAGAUCUGAUCAGUUAAGUAAGUCUUUUUACUACUUUAUUUUAUUUUUGACAAUAGUGCAAUAUUUGUACCUACAGUGAUUCUUAAAUUUUUUUUCUCCUUUUGAUCUUGAAUGUGGGUUGAGAAGGAAAUAAAAAUGAUCUGAUUGUUUUUUUAGUGUUGAGGUAAUGCAUAAAGUCGUCGGUAAGUUAGUUCGGAAUAUCUGAGUCGUACCGACAACCGAUAGCAGAACUCUCAAGCAAACCGGGAUACGGACUGAAAAGUGAGUCAGGCCUAGGAGAUUCUUUACUCACUGUAGAUAAGCCGCUACUCGUAAAACUUAUCUUUGAAUUAUUCGCAUUCGAUUUUUUCCUCUUUAAAAAUUCGUGCUUUUUCAAAAGAGACUCAUUAAGCAAAAUCGGUUUAUACAAUGUCGAGCGUAAAGACGAUCUCAAAUAUUGUGAUGUGUUGAUUGAAGGAUGGCAAUGUUGGAUUUCUUUGAAAUCAACCUCUACAAGCUGGUCCAGCUUAUAUCAAUAAUCGCUUAAUAUCGUGUAUAUUUAUUGUGCCAAAGAUGUAUCUUUAUUGUCGAGGACCGUCGAAACCUCUUGAUCAAGAACUCAUAAAAAAAGGCUAGUUUAAAUUUCCUAUACCGAUAUCAAAACUCUGAUGAAAUUUGUUUUUUUUUUCAAUUUUUCAUCAGGGCAUGUAGAUGUAUAUUUUGUUACGAUUACAAGUUCUAGUUAAUUUAUCGUGUGUUUAUGCAACACAGUAUACUGGCUGACGAACUUUUAAAUGCUUCUGAUUCUAAUUGCAGUUCUUACUUUGCAUGAGAUGAAAACGGCAUGAAAGUCAAUUUAGAAUUAGUUUUGAAAUGUUAAAAUACGGUAAUGUGCGAUUGAAGAGCCUGAAAGUAGUCGGGCAUUCGCAUGCUUUUAUAUAUUUCUCACUGUGCAACGUUUUGCGAUUAUGGAUAAUCUUGAAACUAGUGUAGUAAUAUCGAAGUAGCUGUAAAUUAUUAAUUUCGUUUCCGUUAUUUAAUUUUGUUUCCGUUAUUAAUAUACUUGAAAAUUCCUCAAGGGAAUUUACUAAAAGAUGUAAAAAAAAAAUUGCAUUGUACUUACCUUGCAAGAAUUUGUAUGAAUAUUUUGCGAUUUAAAAUUCAUGAGCGUUAUGAGACGUUUGAAUUGACUGCCAUUUUUAAUAUUACUAACAGCAAACUUGUGAACUGAGAUUAUCAUACUUUUUUUAAAGUGUUCACAUACAGCCAAAGUUUCCCGUAAAUGGGUGUAUCGAAGCUCAUUUGGUACACUCGAAUUAGAGAUAAUACAAUGAAUUUACCUUCCAACGAUGUUUACUGUUUAUUGAUAAUAGUUAUGCACAAUACACUAUACAUAAUUAUGAAUCGCUGGAUAUCAGUGUAUACAAUAAACCGACUACCACUACCAAAUCAA